AUGUUACUGAGAAGUGUCGAAGGUGACACCCUUAAUCCGGAGGAAUCGGCUAAGCUUUUGGCAAGCACUUUUUAUCCAGAAGACUCUGUUGCGACUGACAAGUCCUACCACAUAAAAAUCCGAAGACUGGUACAAGACAAAAAACCGGAGGACAUAGAAGACCUCUCUGAGGAAGAUCCAGCUUUCACCCUGGCCGAACUGGAGACAGUGUUGAAAGCAUUAAACCCAAAGAAAGCUCCAGCCCAAGAUGGCUUAACUUCAGAUAUUUGCACUGUAACCAUCCAAAGCGAAAAGGAGACGUUGAGGUUAAAGCGAGUCAGUGAACACGAGGCGUCCGGCGACGGUGCAGACUUCAGUGGAGCCUUCGAAGACGGACCGAGGAAUCCCUCAAGCAUACAAUCGCCGCAGCUGGAGACACUUUCAACGGCCAUCAGUCCGAUACCAACCCGGACAAUAACACCUCAAGCAUACUCCAGGACUCACAGCAUACCAACCGGAGAUCCCACAACGGGCUCUUUCUUCGCGUCCAUCGUACUCUUCACUGCAAUUCAACCAUCGAAGAACACCAGCAGAAAUAAAGUAAUCAUGUCGGAUGUGGAGACCGCUUCUUCAAUCAAGUCCUCCCAAAACCUUUCUGUUGCUCCACCUAGACCUCCACGAUCGCUGCGGGAAAAAGUACUUACAAAAUCCAGUUUAUCAAAAGCAACACCUAGCGAGAAGUUGUCGCAGCCAUCAUCUCAUCCCGCAACAGGAAAACGUCCAGCGGACUCUGCUCCGACAGACGCAUCUACAACAAGAAAAAAUGCCUCUUCGCACACCCCCACUCUGGGAACUAAAAUGUCGCAAACUUCAGUUAAAAGCGACAGCUCGAUCCGAUCCUCCGUUUGUGACCCGGUAGAUGCGGCUAUCGACAAAGUAGCUAACUGGAAGCAGGAAGAAAUUCCUCCACUUCCAGUUUUAUCCGACGAAGAACUUUCGAUCACAUCUGCGCCGGAAUCACCACUAUCGGAGGCACCGGAAAAAGGAAGACCCAGCCUGCUUUUUAACUCCAACAGGCGACUGGGGGUGGAAAUGGAUAUGGCAACAAAAGAAGCGAACGAAAUGCUUCUGAGAGGGAAGGAAGCGCUAGAAAUGGCAGGGAAUAUGAAGAGGGAGUGUAAGUUAACAGCUUUAGAGAGUCUGCAGUCCCUCUACGAGAUGGUCCUGGCGCUGUCAGAUUCCAGAUCUAGACAUAAGCAUAAUCUAGAAAGGGAACGCUCACGCAACGCUCAAGAACUAAUGCGAGUGGAGCGCGCCCAUAACAAGAUCAUCACCCAGCUUAUGAAGGAAAUGGCUUCCGAACUAGGCCAUGCCAGGACAGAUAUAAAAAAUACCCUCCAGGAAUCCAAGGCGAUACGGGGUUGGUUGAACUUCGAAACCCAAGAGCCCUUCCGCAAAACGAGCGACCUACUCAAAGCUGUGACGGACUUAGACAAGCGCAUAGGUGUGAUUCAGUCGAACUUGAGUCAGCAGAAGCAAGAAGGUGCAGACAACAUUUUAUCUCACCUAAGAGUGGACCUUACUGGAGUAAAAUCUAGUGUGGAAACACUCAAACUUCAAUUGGACGAAAUGCGCAGAGUCAUCGAAAAGUCCGAAAACAACACCAAGAAGGUUCUGGAGACCGGCCAAAAAACCCUGCUACGCCUGGAGUCACCACCAUCCCACCCCUCAGAGGAAAUAAGUAAAACGUUGGAACAUGAGCUGAAUGGAAUGAAGAGUUCGCUGAAGGAGAUAGAUACAAGUAUCAGAUCUGGACUUUCAAUCUUACCUUCAGCGGACUCCGGUAAAAUAUUCCAAACCAGCAUAAGGGAACAUCUUCAACCAAUAGAAGAACACUUAGGUGCAAUGUCAUCCGAGCUGAGGACGAUGAGAGAGCAGAAGCAACGGGCCCCAUCACCUACAGCCCCAAGUCUAGCAACAGAGCUUGCACAAACUGGCGAAGCAGCAACAAAGCCAAAAAAGACAUACGCCAGAGUGGCUGCAAGCCCUCCCCUUCCUAAACCCAAUCACACUCUCAUUAUCACAUCAACUGAUUCGAAAAACACAGCCGAAAAUAUCAUCGAGAGAAUCAGGGAGGCUCUAGACACAAAAAAGACUGGAGCCAAAGUAGAUAGGGGAAACCUCGAUGAAGACCUACAAAUGAUCAGGAGAUACAAAUCAAACAUGGCAACCAAUGACAUCAUAAUAGGAGGAGACGCCAACGCAAAGAGCAUCUGGUGGGGAUGCAAAGCAGAUGAAAGCAGAGGAAAAAUCAUUAUGGAAACAUUCGCGGAACUCAAUCUUGAUAUCCUUAAUGUAGGCACUACGCCUACAUUUUCUGUUUAUAGAAUGGAUAAAUUAUGCACUAGUAUAAUAGAUAUCACCGCUUGCUCACCAUCAUUACUCCAUCGAAUAAAAGACUGGCAAGUAGAUGAAUCACUAUGCACAAUAUCAAGUCACAAAUCAGUCUCAUUCACUCUCGAAAUAGAGCUUUUUAAUACCACAAUCAACACUCAUGGCACAAGGAUUUAUAAUGCUAAAAAGGCAAAUUGGAGCAAUCUGAAAAUCGAUCUGAAAGAAUUUUGCAUAAUAUGA
This is a messenger RNA of Parnassius apollo (apollo), 2613 nucleotides long. The record is from the annotation of a GenBank genome assembly. NCBI's taxonomy places the organism in Eukaryota, Metazoa, Arthropoda, Insecta, Lepidoptera, Papilionidae.